Messenger RNA from Aethalodelphis obliquidens (Pacific white-sided dolphin), 468 nucleotides. It is a transcript of the gene PROK1, whose product is annotated as prokineticin 1. Gene Ontology annotation, biological process: endothelial cell proliferation. Bases 1 to 318 code for a protein of 105 amino acids. The record is from RefSeq and is a predicted model, not a curated record. The transcript has 3 exons. Lineage: Eukaryota; Metazoa; Chordata; Mammalia; Artiodactyla; Delphinidae.
AUGAGAGGUACCACGCGAGUCUCAGUCAUGCUCCUCCUCGUGACUGUGUCCGACUGUGCCGUGAUCACAGGGGCCUGCGAGCGGGACGUCCAGUGCGGGGCGGGCACCUGCUGCGUAGUCAGCCUGUGGCUGCGUGGGCUGCGGGUGUGCACCCCGCUGGGGUGGGAAGGAGAGGAGUGCUACCCCGGCAGCCACAAGGUCCCUUUCUUCAGAAAACGCCAGCACCACACCUGCCCCUGCCUGCCCAGCCUGCUGUGCUCCAGAGGCCGGGAUGGCAGGUACCGCUGCUCCACUGACUUGAAGAACAUCAACUUGUAGGAGCUUGUCUGGUCUCCGGUCACCCACCGGGCCUCUUCCUGAGCACAGGCUGGGGUGGUCUCUCUUGGACUUUUAUUUCUGCCCUGUGGCCCAAUCCUGCAACCCACUGCUGUCGCAUCCCCACUCCCCACACUGCCUACUUACCCCCCU